This is a messenger RNA of Penicillium odoratum, 2349 nucleotides long. It is a transcript of the gene hsp78, whose product is annotated as chaperone ATPase HSP78. NCBI's taxonomy places the organism in Eukaryota, Fungi, Ascomycota, Eurotiomycetes, Eurotiales, Aspergillaceae. The transcript has 2 exons. Gene Ontology annotation, molecular function: ATP binding; ATP hydrolysis activity. Gene Ontology annotation, biological process: cellular response to heat. The coding region runs from base 1 to 2349 and encodes 782 amino acids. The record is from RefSeq and is a predicted model, not a curated record. Gene Ontology annotation, cellular component: mitochondrial matrix; cytoplasm.
AUGGCGGCGAGACUAUCCCUCAAUACUCGUAGUCGCCUACUGCGAACACCUUUAUUUUCUACAGUUUCACGCUCAACCCCACUUCUUCCGAGGACCGCGUCGCUACUUGUGCCAUAUGCUAAACACACCUCCAUUUCUUCCAUACGCCAUUAUGCCAAUGGCCGGCCUCAUCCCCCCGGUGGUACCCAUCGUAUGGACAUGAGCGGAGAGCCAGAAAAGCCUGCUUUGGAAAAAUUUGGUGUCGAUUUGACAGCGAAAGCAAAGGCGGGAAAGCUGGAUCCGGUUAUCGGAAGAGAUUCAGAGAUACACCGAACGAUCCAGGUACUGUCGCGUCGUACCAAGAACAACCCUGUGUUGAUCGGCUCAGCAGGUACUGGUAAAACAGCAGUAUUAGAAGGUCUUGCGCAGCGCAUUGUCCAAGGUGACGUGCCCGAAAGUAUCAAGAACAAGCGCGUGAUCUCGCUGGACUUGGGCUCGCUCAUUGCAGGUGCCAAGUUCCGCGGUGACUUUGAGGAGCGCCUCAAGUCCGUGCUAAAGGAAGUUGAAGACGCUCAAGGUGGUGUCAUCCUCUUUAUUGACGAACUCCAUACAUUGCUGGGACUGGGCAAGGCUGAGGGCAGCAUCGAUGCAAGCAAUCUGCUAAAGCCAGCUUUGUCCCGGGGAGAUCUUCAAUGCUGUGGUGCCACCACUUUGAACGAAUACCGUCUGAUCGAGAAGGAUGUCGCACUGGCUCGACGCUUCCAGCCCAUCCUAGUCAAUGAGCCAUCCGUUGCUUCAACAAUUUCCAUUCUGCGCGGCAUCAAGAACAAAUACGAAGUCCACCAUGGCGUUCGAAUCACUGACGGCGCUCUGGUUGCUGCCGCCACCUAUAGCAACCGUUAUAUCACCGAUCGCUUUCUCCCUGACAAGGCGAUUGAUCUGGUAGAUGAAGCGGCUUCAGCACUUCGCUUGCAGCAAGAAUCCAAGCCCGACUCUAUUCGAGAGUUGGAGCGUGAUAUCACCACUAUUCAGAUCGAACUCGAGUCUUUGCGUAAAGAAACCGAUGUUAGCAGCCGUGAGCGAAGAGAAAAGCUCCAGGAGGAUCUCAAAAUCAAGAAAGAGGAGGCUGGUAAAUUGACUGAGGUAUGGGAAAAAGAGAAACUUGAAAUCGACGGUAUCAAGCGAACGAAAGAAGAGUUGGAGCAAGCGCGAUUUCAACUAGAACAGGCGCAACGCGAGGGCAACUUCGCCAAGGCGGGAGAGCUUCGUUACUCCACAAUCCCUGGUCUAGAAAGUAAGCUACCCAAGGAGGGAGCGGAGAUGGAUGGUGGGGACACCCUAAUCCACGACUCUGUCACCGCUGACGACAUUGGAAAUGUGGUUUCUCGGACCACGGGUAUCCCGGUCAACAAACUAAUGGCGGGAGACGUCGAGAAGUUGAUUCACAUGGAAGACACCCUUCGAAAAUCGGUUCGAGGACAAGACGAAGCUCUCUCUGCAGUUGCCAAUGCUGUUCGAAUGCAAAGGGCGGGCCUCAGUGGUGAGAACCGGCCGCUAGCAUCAUUCAUGUUCCUUGGCCCGACUGGCGUAGGCAAGACAGAGCUCUGCAAGAAGAUGGCUGAGUUCCUUUUCUCCUCUGAGACUGCUGUUGUGCGAUUUGAUAUGAGUGAAUUCCAAGAGAAGCACACCAUUAGUCGCUUGAUUGGCUCUCCUGCUGGAUACGUUGGUUAUGACGAUGCUGGUCAACUGACUGAGGCUGUCCGGCGAAAGCCAUACGCCGUUCUAUUGUUUGACGAAUUUGAGAAGGCUCAUCGAGACAUCUCGGCUUUGCUUUUGCAGGUCCUCGAUGAGGGCUUUUUGACAGAUGCCCAGGGCCACAAGGUCGACUUCCGAAACACUUUGAUUGUUUUGACUUCCAACCUUGGUGCCGAAAUUCUUGUUGGAGGCGAUCCCUUACACCACUACAAGGAUAGUGGCGAGGCCGAAGCUGUCAUGGAUGUUGUUCAGCAUGCUUAUCCGCCAGAGUUUUUGAACCGGAUUGAUGAGUUCAUCAUCUUCAAGCGCCUUUCAAGGGAAGCCUUGCGGGAUAUCGUUGAUAUCAGAAUCAAGGAGUUACAAGGCCGGCUUGAUAGCCGCCGCAUGACUCUUCAGGUGGAUGAUGAGAUUAAAGAUUGGUUGUGCGAGCGCGGCUAUGACCCCAAAUUCGGUGCUCGUCCCCUGAAUCGUCUCAUCGCCAAAGAGAUUGGAAACCGGCUGGCCGAUAAGAUCAUUCGUGGCGAGAUUGUUUCUGGCCAGAGUGCUCAUGUUUCCCUCAAUGAUGACAAAACUGCCUUGGUGGUUACACCCAAGGAGAUUGAAGAAAAAGCAUAA